Salvia hispanica is the source of this 1283-nucleotide messenger RNA. RefSeq lists its product as uncharacterized. Gene Ontology annotation, molecular function: structural constituent of cell wall. The record is from RefSeq and is a predicted model, not a curated record. NCBI's taxonomy places the organism in Eukaryota, Viridiplantae, Streptophyta, Magnoliopsida, Lamiales, Lamiaceae. Gene Ontology annotation, biological process: plant-type cell wall organization.
GUAGAAACACCAACAAACUCCAAAAUCCUAAAGAUGGGAACAAAGGCAAAAAUGGCUUCUUCUCUCACCACCACUUUGGUGGUGGCAGCUCUUGCCAUCUUCUUGCCGGCAAUAGCCAAUGCUAACUACUACUACACUUCUCCUCCACCACCAUACCACUACUCAUCCCCGCCACCGCCGGUGCACUCUCCCCCACCACCAUACCACUACUCGUCCCCACCGCCACCAGUGCACUCUCCCCCGCCUCCUUACCACUACUCGUCCCCGCCACCGCCAGUGCACUCCCCUCCACCUCCAUACCACUACUCAUCCCCACCGCCACCUAAGCACCCUUACGUGUACAAGUCACCACCACCACCAACACCCGUGUACAAGUACAAAUCUCCUCCCCCACCAACACCCGUGUACAAGUACAAAUCACCACCACCCCCAACUCCGGUGUACAAAUACAAAUCACCACCACCACCAACCCCAGUUUACAAGUACAAGUCACCCCCACCCCCAACCCCGGUGUACAAGUACAAGUCUCCUCCUCCCCCAACUCCAGUCUACAAGUACAAGUCCCCUCCUCCACCAACACCCGUCUACAAGUACAAGUCACCCCCACCCCCAACCCCGGUGUACAAGUACAAGUCUCCUCCUCCCCCAACUCCAGUCUACAAGUACAAGUCCCCUCCUCCACCAACCCCAGUUUACAAGUACAAGUCACCCCCACCCCCAACCCCGGUGUACAAGUACAAGUCUCCUCCUCCCCCAACUCCAGUCUACAAGUACAAGUCCCCUCCUCCACCAACACCCGUCUACAAGUACAAGUCACCCCCACCCCCAACCCCAGUGUACAAAUACAAGUCUCCUCCUCCACCAACUCCAGUUUACAAGUACAAAUCACCACCACCACCAACACCUGUAUACAAAUACAAGUCACCACCACCGCCAACCCCGGUCUACAAGUACAAAUCUCCUCCUCCGCCGGAGCACAAGCCAUACUACUACUCAUCUCCACCUCCUCCUCACCACUACUGAUCAGCGCAUUUCCAAUGAAAUGGGAAUGUCUGAAUAAGACAACGUGGCUGUGGACUGAAAGAGAUGGAUCCAUGCAUGAGGAGAAGAAAAAUUAAAUGAGGAAAAUUAUAUUAUUAGAAAAUAAGCCAAAGGCAGACGCUCUUUCCAGAUUUUAUUUUGUGUGUUUGUUUGAUGUUUAGCGCAAAAUGUUCCCAUCUUUCUGUAAUUUCAUAUUUUGCUAUAUUGUUCAUCAAUUCUAUAAAAGGUGUUCCUUUUCUACU